Molecule: messenger RNA, 8231 nt
Organism: Xyrichtys novacula (pearly razorfish)
Lineage: Eukaryota; Metazoa; Chordata; Actinopteri; Labriformes; Labridae
Source: the annotation of a GenBank genome assembly
ACCGUAAAGCCUUGUGGGUAGGUUACGAACGUCCUUGUCCUACCAAGCGCACACCGACUGCCUCCACGCAAGGGCUUGAGGACUUCUGUCAUUCACUUGUACUUGGAUAAAAUCUGUUCUUUAGACAUGAUGGCAGCAAGGUUCCUCCGCCGGGCUCUUCCUGUGCUCAGGCAGACCCGGUCCUACGCCGAGGCCGCCUCCGGAGCCCCGCAGAUGUCCUUCACUUUUGCCUCCCCGACACAGGUUAGCUUCACAUGAACGCAGCUGACGAGGCUUCCCGGGCCCAGCUAGCUAGCUGCACGGCUGAUAGUCACUCAUUUGAAUGCAUUAAAUGAUAUAGACAAUGUCAUAAUUUGUAAAGCUCUUACUCCAGAAUCUCUCUGCAGUUUUGUGCCAUUCCGUGUUUUUCCGUGCGUGCAUACAGUGAACUCUGUGGAAGCGCUUGUCUUGUGUUGAGGGUUAUCAUAGCAUAGCUAGCUAACAAUGACUAGCCUAGCUGUCAUUCACUGUCAGUGCAUGGAAUAUCAUCCUUUUGGAAACACUAUCACCAAAUCACUGUUAAUCAAGAGAACAUUUACUACUAUUUACAGAGCUGACCACGUGUUUUAGAUGUCUGUAACUGUUACUGUACCAAUUGUGCCAUUGCUGCACACGGGUGUUUAUUACAGACCUCUCUAACCUUGAAGUUUGUUGGUACUAAUCUCACCUUUCACUCACCAUUUCUCUGGUUUCAUUUGUAUGUUUCUCCAAAUUUUCUGCAAGAGCACCUGCAACUGAUUAAGAUGUAUAAUUGAUACCAAGAGAGUGUAACUUAACCAUUAAGGACAUCGUGUUCAAUGUUAAGUCACUGCAGAUACAAGCAGCUGCGGUUGUUUAAAGGUUAAAGGGAUAUUCCGGCGUAAAAUUAAGUUAGGGUCAAACACACUGUAACACUGAGUUAGACACCCCCUGUAGAGAUGAAUGUUGCCGACUGCUUGCUUCUCUAGUUAUACCAACUUAAGGAACGACCACAGAUAGCAAUACAGAGAGCCAUGUGCUCAACCAAAACGCCACUCUACAACCACAAAUAAUGCUCAGAACAGCACCUAACUUCAUCAACAGCACAUAUAGGGUCCCAGCUAUAGUGCUAGCCAUCAAACAUCUUUUCAAUUUUGCCUGAUUUCUUUCGCAAAGAGAUUAAACACAACUCACCUACUCUCUUCUAGCAGCCGCUUGUUUGUACGGAGACCUCCGGGCAAGUUCAUCGUCUGCUGCGGGGUGACACAACUCAAGGAAGAACAUUUAUGAUUAUUACUUCAUGGAUAUGCAAUCAGACAGAGACACUAAGGCAGAAGAACUACCACGUCUGCGGUGCAAAAUCAUUAAUAUGAUGAUUAUUACUUCAAGGAAAUGAUAAAGAAAUUAUCAUGAAUGUUCUUCCUUGAGCUGCGAAACUCCGCUGCAGUCGAUGGCCGAACAAGCGGCUGCCGGAAGAGAGUGGGUGAGUUGUGUUUAGUCUUUUUGCUAAAGAAAUCAGGCAAAGCUAAAAAGAUGUUUGGUGGCUAGUGCUGUGGCUGGGACCCUAUAUGUACUGUUAAUGAAGUUAGGUGCUGUUCUGAGCAUUAUUUAUGGCUAAACAGUGUUUUUUUUGUUUCGGUGGGUGGCUCUCUGUAUUGCUAUCGUGCGGUCGUUACUAAAGUUGGUACAACUAGAGAAGCAAGCGGUCGGCAACAUUCAUCUCUCGAGGGGGUGUCUAACUCAGUGUAAUUGUGUGUUUGACCCUAACUUAAUUUUACCAUGGAAUAUCCCUUUAAGUGCUGUGAUGAACUUUUGCACAAGUCUUUUGUUGAUCAGUGUCUCUUAUCUUUUUCCAUUAUCCAGGUGUUUUUCAAAGAGGUCAGUGUGAAACAGGUAGAUGUGCCCACACUUACCGGUGCGUUCGGUAUCCUCCCCGCUCACGUACCCACCCUCCAGGUGCUCCGACCUGGUGUUGUCACAGUCUUCGGCGAUGAUGGCUCUUCCACCAAGUACUUUGGUAAGAUUUUGACUGGCAGAAAACACAGUGGUGGUGACAUAGACCAGGCUGACUUCACUUUCCUCCUAUGUUAACGGGUCGGUUUCGACUUGUGUCUUAAAUCAGCUGAAAAUUACACUAAAAGCAUGUCUCUAUCAUCCAAUUUGGUUCUCGUCUCUGGGUUACCUUGUUAGGCUUCAUUAUCCAUGAAAAUAUUGCUUAAAAUAGUUUUUGUUGUUGUCCUCUGGAACUUUCUUUGUCAGUAUACCCCUCAUACAGACAUCUAUGCUGAACUGAUCUCACAUGUCUGGACAUGCCUGAUGUUGUUUUUUUGUGCAGGAAAAACAGGGAAAAUUAGAAACUCCUAAAUUUCACAUGAUUAAAAAAGAUCUGACUGUCAGUGUGGUGCCUGAUAGUGCAUUUAUGAUUUUAGUUUUUGCUCUAAUUAUAAGAUAUUAAUCUAACUGGGUCAACAUAGACCCUAACACAACAAGUGCCAUAAUUUUAAUAAAAGCAUUUUAUAAUUUUGUGAAUUAUUUAUUUUUAUUUUUUAUUUUGUUGAAAUGGAGGUUACUGACAAAGUCAAAAAGUCUUGAUGCAAAAAAGUGGUUCUUUUAAGCAUUUGAAAACAAAAACGAGUCGGUGCAGACCCUAACACAGGAGACAGGUUUUAAAGGACCUUGAUUUAAUUUUUCUAGUGGUUAAGUAAACAGUAAAUUGACAUAUCAGGCUAGCCCUCACACGUUAAAAAAGUUUGAAUAGUGUUAAUGACUUUAUAAAUCUUACUGUGUGUUUUUGUCUCAGACUCAUUGAAUCUAUCAUCAUUUAAUGCAAUAAAGUUAUGUUGAGUUACUGAGCUCCCUUUUUUAACCAAUGAAAAAAGUUGAUGUCUAUUCAGCUCAGUCAACUGAUAUCCACGUAUCAUAUGACAGCUGUUUAGAUUUAUUGCAUAAGACUUUAUUAGAACCCCAAUUGUUGAACAGAAGCUACCCUUUUGGAGCAAGGGUGCCCUGAAAGUAUAUUGCAUUUGAUUUAAAAGCAGAAAAAAAAUCACUGCGAAAAUCAAUUUUUCCCCCCAAACAAUCAAUCUUAAACAAAUAUAGAGCAGAGCCCCCUAGUGGUUGAAUACAUUGGAUUCUCAACUCCAGAGCUUUUUUAAACUAUUCAAUUAAACACAAUAGGAACUCAACACAUGAAAACAGCAGCCCGUGUAUAGAAAGCAUCACUGUAUUGAUUCAUCAAGGUCAAUAGUCAGGUAAUGCUGAGGCCACCCUCUGUUGAGUCAAACAGUAUACUAUUUCAUAUGGCCUGAUAUACUAAUAUACUGUAUAUUUUCUAUUGCAACAGUGCACUUAAGUUCAAAUAUCUAAAUUUCGAUUAAGGGCUCAUAUUUUGGAGACAUCCAUACCGCAUAUUGGCAUGUUGAGUGACUUUGUUGUGCAUCUUUGUGUGUGCAGUGAGCAGUGGAUCAGUAACAGUCAACGCUGAUUCUUCAGUCCAGCUGCUGGCUGAGGAGGCUGUUCCCUUGGACCAGCUGGACGUUGCUGUGAGUAUGAUGUAAACUUGACUGCAUUUACAUGUCAACAAGUGUGGCAUCUCUAAUAAUGGCCACUACAACCUUAUCAGGACAUAAAAAAGACUAGGUUGUUUAGAUAGUGAUGGUACAAUCUUGACAACCAGUACUCCAUCAUCUGUCCUUCAUACAGCCCUUUGGGGAAAUUUUGUUUUUUGUCCGCAGUCCGGCUAGCAAUUUAAGAAGCAAGAAUGAAAUUGAGGUGGAAAGACGGUAUCUUGGAGUAGAUAAUUUGCUGCACUUGCAUCAGCUAUUUUUGUGAAAGCAUCAGUUUGAUUUUGUGCACAUCCAUUUUGCCCUCCAUGAAGACUGUUGUCCUGUAUUCGGCCAACACCAAAAUGCGCCAAGUCAAAACUACUCAUAUCUCCAUGAAAAGCAGAAUACUUAGAUACUCAAAUCUGCCUCCAUGUCUUUAUGUUAUGCAGAAUCAGAAAAUACAUAUUGAGUUACGAUAUAGACAAACCGAACUACAAGUCAAAGCACAAAUCUUAAGAGGAAUCAUACCCUCUAAAAUCAGAGCUGAGGACACAGAAACAAAUCAAAUAAAUCCACCAGGGUCGUGAUACAAUCAUUUACUGUCCAACAAGGGGAAAUGUUUACAUUUUGUGCUAAAAUAACAUAUUUAGCCUUGUUAAUGGAGACAGUUCCAGUCCAGAUUUUAUAUUUGACAGACCGAGCUGAAGCUCAUUGCUCUCUAUUAACAAGAGAAAAUGUAGGAUUUGGAUAAAAAAAAGUAAAGCAGGUUUUAACAGGAUGUUUAUUUGUGUUAUGAUUGUUAGGUGAUAUAGAUGAAUUGUUACUGGUUCUAAAAUGUAAAGUACAAAAAGAAGAAAAAGGGAGGGUCAAACCACUCUGUUUUUUUAGAAUUUAUUUUCAUUAGUUUAAAAGUUGAUUUUAGUAUGCUAUUUUCAAAAAGGCUUUAAUGCAUUGAAAAUUUUUAUGCAAUGCUUACUGACCUCACAUUCAGCUCACCAAACCUCCUGGAAUUUUGAUCAUUGACUCUGGAGACAAGCUAAUUUCAGUCUCUGUUUACUCAUGAAACAUUUUUCUUUUAAUAACUCAAUCAAUCUUUAUUUAUAUAGUAACAGAUCACUGUAAAUAUCUGUAGAUGCUUCACAAAGAGCAGGUCUGGACCGUACACUAUGUAAAUAUUUAUCGCAUUUUGUUUAGGCUAAGUAAAUUAAAGUGUAACUGGUAGAUAUCAUUGCAUACUUCCUCACAAAUAAAAACAUUACAGGAAACCACUGAUUCCUGGUAUGUUGUCAAAUGUGAAAUUUGAAAUCUCUUCAGAGGAGAGUACAAACAAUUACUCUAAACAAUGCUAAAAAAUGAAUGAACAUUUUUGGCAGUCUCAGCAUUCACAACACACGAGUUCCACAUAUUUAAUGCCGCAUUGAUUGUGUUGUAUUCUAUGAUGAAUUUCAUAAUCGCUCAAGGCAACUCUCCGUUUACUUAAAUAAUCUGAAUGAACAUUUGCAUUGGUCUUCUUGUCAGGAUGAUCUAAUGCUACAUAUUUUUAAUGAGCAACCCACAAAUACCAGGAUCAAUAUUUGUGCCGUUUGGAUGGCAGGAGCUCAGCCUUUGAACCUGAAGAGAUUAAUUCCUUUGAACCUAUAUCUGAAAAUAGAUUUAAUUAUUAAUUAGAACACAAGAGUCCUAUAAACUGCAUUCUCUCGUCAGGCUUGAAAGCACUUUUCUUUUUGGAAAAUUCCUGUAAAACUUUCCGAGUUUUGCCGUUUCUCUUAAAGUUUAUAGAACAUCAUAAAAGAUAAUGACUAUCAAAAAUGCUUGAAUGAAUCUCCCUCCAUUUCCAGUGUCAGGAUUGAUAAUAGGAUGGGAGGAAAAAUCAAUUCAGCAUAGUAUCGCGAUAUUUUGUCUGGAGAUAGAUCGUAUCGUCUCAUUGACCAAGUAUCUUUUUUCAAAUUAAUUGUUAAUAUGAAGUCAAAUCUAUGAUAAUGGAAAAAUAAAAUCAACUGUUUGUCAGGUGAGGUUGGCAGAGGUGACAUCGUAGAGCAGGAGAGAAUUAGUGUAACAAAUAUAGCAGCAUCUGGGAAAAGACAUUAGGAAUGCAAGCAGGGCACAAAUGAGAUGGACCUGACACAAGGGGUUUGGAAGAUGUGCUAAAUGAAAAUAAAAUACAGUGCAAAUAAGACAAACAUAAAGGAAAGACAAAUACUAAAUUAGCUAAACAGUUAAAAAAUUGUAUAAAUCGCAAUAUAUUGUAUCGCAAUCCUCACUGUAUUGCAAAAUGUUAAAAAUCGCAAUUAUAUCGUAUCGUGGGGCCACUGAUUCCGAACCCCUAAUUGAUUAAGGAUGGCUGUUGAGGGCAUCACAGCAGAGAUGAUAAAAUCUUGGAGCACAAUUCAGCUUUUUUAAUAUGGCGCUAACAUACAAAUGUUUGGACACUCCAGGCGUCUUCAUCAGCGUACACACAGCAAUGCAUGCAUGAAUGACGGCUUUAAAGAGCCUGCCCACAGGCAGCCCCUCAUUGGUUGGGCAUAUUUGAUGUGUCAGUCAUGCCUGCACAGUAAAAAAGGAAACCAAAGGGCUCAACAAUGUUGAGUUUAAAUAUCCAAAAAGCUUCUCUGUGCAGGAUUUUAAAACGUCAUGAUGUCCAGUAUUAGAACAAGGAAAGUGUAUGUUUGUAAUAGCUGAGCUUCUGUGCCUGUGUCCUCCUCCAGGUUACACAGUACCUUUUUUCCUACAAACUCAGCAAUUGUUGAUAUAGCUGCUUGGGGCGAAAAUUUAGCUAAAGCUUCCUCAUAUCGUCACCCUAUUAAAAUAAUGGCCUAAGUCAUUUUUUGAUGAAAAUGAGUUUUUGGCGUAAAUCAUCUCUUGAAAUGAUUUAGAGAUCAUUUAGGCCAAAAACGCAUUUUCAUCAAAAAAUGACUUCGGCCAUCAUUUUAAAAGGGUAACGAUAUGUGAGAAACAUGAAGUGACAUGGACUGGAAACCAAUCCCAAGUCCAAAGUCUCAGCUGUGUGGGGGCCUUGCUGUGUGUGGUUUGCAUGUUCCUCCUGUGCAUGUGUGGGUUGCUUUGGGCUUCCUCCCCCAGCUCAAUAAAAACCCUGUUUAGCGUAACCUUUUACCUAGCAGUAGGAAAAAGUAAAGAUUAGUUUUCCUUUGAUCAUAUUAUAAUGAGAGGAUGUUCAUCCAGAUAAUGGAUAUGUGUAGGAGGAUUUUACCUGCAGUUUUGAUGUCAUUUCAAGUUCAAUAUGUUUUUACCCUUAGUUAAAAAAAAAUCUAUGGGUAACAUGGUUCACUGUUUUAAUUUCAGUGAUAUUUGUGUCCUCAGAGAUCAGUAUUGAAAAAUAAUGUCGAAACAGUAGCAGUCUGGGUUUGGAUGGUCAGUUUUAAGAUGGAUUCGAUGUUUUAAUGAGAUUUAUAUCAGGUGUUUCUAAAUCCGUCUGAUUCAAACAUAAUUGCUGAUGUCUCUCUCUCUGUCUCUCUCUCUCUCUGGGGAAAACUGGGGUCACAAUUCCUUGAACUUGAUUCUUCUCCUCUCAUUUCCCCCUCUCAGCUCAUGAUUAUCCGUUCGAUCAGGACUGCAUUGAACUUAAAUGUUGAACCCCUGUUUAAAUGCCACUCUUGUUUAAUUCUGGGCUGUGUCAUUACACGCUUGUUGCCGAGUCUUCUGUCUUUGACCCGGGGCAGUGCCGGUGUCACUGUCAAGUUGACUUGGUCGCAGUAAAUGAGUUAUUUCUUUGCUCGUUGUCUUCCAAUCUGCAGUGAAAAUACACACAGGCCCACACUGUUAAUAAGGAGGGAAAGGUCAGUCACUGUUGAGUUAUAGCAGAUGUGUCAAAACCCUACUGGGAGACCUUUAACUCCCAGCUAUGUUUGGCAUUUCUUGUUUCUAAUCACUACUGUGACAAAUGGAGCUUUCAGAGCAAAGAGGCAGAGGGGAUUUUCUCCACUCCUCUUACGCCCCACUUUUCCCUUUUUUUCCCCCCUCUUCUGCUCAGUCUUGCUAUUCUGGCCUUUACAUCGUCUGAAAAAGCCUUUUCAGGAUGAGGAAGUCAAUCUUUUUUUUCUCCGUUUUAACAGAAUCUGUUUUUCUGUCCAUCUUUCAGGCUGCUAAGGCAAACCUUGAGAAAGCUCAGACUGAGUUGGCCGGCGCGUCCGACGAGGCAGCAAGAGCAGAGGUCCAGAUCAGCAUAGAGGCCAACGAGGCCAUUGUCAAGGCUCUGGAGUAGACCUGUGGUAUGACAUUAAAAAUGCUGCGCCAUGAUCUGAUCUAGAAAGAUAACUGGUUUAUUAAUUUUACGUAGAGAGAUACCGAUGCAGGACAGUUCACGAUUGUGAUUAGAAUUUCAAACAGAAAUCUGAAUCAGUUCCCUCAUGUUAUGUUCCUCAAAGUAAGUCCUUCUUUCCCCCUCUCUUGUUUUUUUUUUUAGGCAGUGUUUUCUGUUUCUUUGAUGGGAUUCAAUCGUCCAUCUGUUUUCCUGCUGAGUCACUUCAGUGUCCAGAAAAUCCCAUUCUUGCUUUGUACAGUGGAUAAAAAUGACAAAAUAAAUUUAUUUGGAAUUACCUGUUUUUGUGUUUUUGUGCUUUUCCUAAAUCAUUUCUGUUUGAUUCAUGAUCAUAACUGUGUCAAACAAAUCUGUAUAACCUAUUCAAACUCACAUUAAAAAAUGAUUUAUGAGAAAAUCAACCCAAAACAAAA